AUGUGGUCGAACAUACGAAGACCUGUUCAGGUCAUUUCCACACUCUUAUUAGCAACGCAGGCCGUUCAUGCUAUUGACCUCAAUCUCGACGACCCGGCAUCCAUAAAAUCCGCCGCCAAAGCGGUAGCCACGGAAAUGAUGACCUACUACACCGGCUAUCGACCAGGCGACAACCCAGGCAACUUACCAGAUCCCUACUACUGGUGGGAAGCAGGCGCAAUGUUCGGCGCUCUAGUCGACUACUGGGCAUACACUGGUGACAGCACAUGGAACAGCAUAACCACUCAAGCCCUGUUAUGGCAAGCAAGCCCCGACGCGAAUUUCAUGCCCAAGAAUCAAACAAUGACCGAGGGAAACGACGAUCAAGCGUUUUGGGGUAUGGCAGCCAUGUCUGCUGCAGAACGGAAUUUCCCAAAUCCACCGCCUGAUCAACCGCAAUGGCUUGCGCUGGCGCAAGCAGUCUUUAAUUCUCAAGCGUUGCGAUGGGAUCUCACUUCGUGCGGGGGAGGGCUUCGAUGGCAAAUAUUUACCUGGAAUAAUGGGUUUGGUUACAAAAACACCAUUUCGAAUGGUGGUUUCUUUAAUAUUGCAUCUAGAUUAGCCAAGUAUACCGGCAACCAUACAUAUGCCGACUGGGCUGAUAAGUCGUGGCAAUGGAUUGUUGAUGUUGGAUUUCUAACGCCGGAGUAUCGGUUUUGGGACGGUGCCGAUGAUGCGACAGAUUGCAACAGCUAUAACCAGAUUGAGUGGACAUACAACUCAGGGGUUUAUUUGCUGGGUGCGGCGAAUAUGUAUAACUAUACCAACGGCAGCGACAUCUGGCGAGACCGUGUCCUUGAAAUCCUCAACGCAACAAAAGUCUUCUUCAGCACCGAUCCCGAAAAUGUUAUGUACGAACGCGCCUGCGAAACCGUCGGAACCUGCCAAGUCGACCAAAGAUCAUUCAAAGCAUACUUUUCCCGCUGGAUGGCAGCAACCACCCAAAUGGCCCCAUUCACCUACGACAUCAUCAUGCCCCGAUUACGUGCUUCAGCGCUCGCGGCAGCCAAGACCUGCACGGGGGGCCCCAAUGGUACCAGCUGUGGACUGAGAUGGACGGAUCAGGAAUGGGAUGGUAGUCGUGGUCUUGGGGAGCAGAUGAGUGCUUUGGAAGUGGUCCAGAGUAACUUGAUUCAUGAAGUUGCUCCGCCUGUCACGGAUGCGAAUGGUGGGACGAGUAUAGGUAAUCCUGCUGCUGGUUCGGGACCGAAUGGUGGUGGUUCUGUAUCGCAGGGAGGAUUGAGUGAUGUGAGAACUAGGGAGAUUUCGACAGCGGAUAGGGCUGGGGCUGGGGUAUUGACAACUUUGUUUUUGGCUGCUGUUGUUGGGUGUACAGGCUGGUUGGUUUAUGAGAAGUGA
Talaromyces marneffei is the source of this 1398-nucleotide messenger RNA. RefSeq lists its product as uncharacterized. The transcript has 3 exons. Gene Ontology annotation, molecular function: mannan endo-1,6-alpha-mannosidase activity. The coding region runs from base 1 to 1398 and encodes 465 amino acids. Gene Ontology annotation, biological process: fungal-type cell wall biogenesis; carbohydrate catabolic process. The record is from RefSeq and is a predicted model, not a curated record. Lineage: Eukaryota; Fungi; Ascomycota; Eurotiomycetes; Eurotiales; Trichocomaceae.